AUGGGACACCUUAUCACACUGGCAACUUCCCUGAACCAGUGGGCUUUGGAUUUCCAGGGAAACUACGAACGUAUUAUCGAAAGUAUUGCGAUAGCGAAGCAGCGGGGAGCGGCGAUGAGAGUGGGUCCCGAACUAGAGAUCCCCGGGUAUGGAUGCUACGAUCAUUUCCUUGAGGGUGACACUGUCCUACACUCCUGGGAAGUUCUCGCCAAAAUUCUUGCGGGUGAAGACACAAUGAAUAUCCUUUGUGAUCUCGGAAUGCCGGUCGUACACAAGAACGUAAUCUACAACUGUCGCAUUAUCGUCCACAACAAGCAAAUCCUCCUCAUCCGUCCUAAGAUGUGGCUUGCUAACGAUGGUAACUACCGCGAGAUGAGGUACUUCACCCCUUGGAUGAAGCAUCGCCAGUGGGAGGAUCAUUUUCUACCGAGGAUCGUUCAAGCUGUCACAAAGCAGACGAAGGUUCCGUUUGGAGACUGCGUGAUUAGCACAGUCGAUACGUGCAUAGGUGUAGAACUCUGCGAAGAGCUAUUCACACCGUCUAGCCCGCAUAUCUUGAUGGGGCUUGAUGGCGUUGAGAUCUUUACCAAUUCCAGCGGAAGUCACCACGAGCUGCGCAAGCUGUAUACUCGUGUUGAACUUAUCAAAGAGGCUACUUUGAAGCUCGGCGGUGUGUACCUCUAUGCCAAUCAGCAAGGGUGUGACGGGGACAGACUGUAUUAUGACGGAUGUGCAAUGAUUGCAAUGAACGGUCACAUCGUCGCGCAGGGAUCCCAGUUUUCCUUGAAUGAUGUCGAGGUCGUCACAGCAACUAUUGACAUAGAGGAUGUGCGUUCUCACAGAACGUCACGAAGCAGAGCACUACAAGCUGCCACCACGGAAGGAUACCAUCGGAUCGAAGUCCCGUUUGCUUUAUCUGGAGGUAAAUUCGGCGAACUAGGUGGUGAACGAACACCUGGUUUGAGGCAGGGUCUUCAUGAGGCGAGAUUCCACAAACCUGAGGAAGAGAUCGCACUCGGACCGGCUUGUUGGCUGUGGGACUACCUCCGUCGCUCCCGAACUCAAGGGUACUUUGUCCCACUGAGCGGAGGCGUUGACAGCUGCGCAACGGCGGUCAUAGUGUAUUCUAUGUGCCGUCUAGUCGCUGACGCCGCUCGCAGAGCAGAGAAACAAGUCAUUGCAGAUGCUAGACGCAUAGUCGGAGAGCCCGAGGACUCUGGCUACAUACCAUCAGAUCCUCAGGAGUUCUGCGGCCGGAUUUUCCACACAUGCUACAUGGGAACGGAGAACUCGAGCGCAGAGACGAGGAAAAGAGCCAAAGACCUCGCACUUGCGAUUGGCAGUUAUCACGUCGACCUCAAUAUGGAUUCUGUCGUUACCUCUGUCGUGGACCUGUUUGCAUUUGUUACCGGUGCGAAACCACGCUUCAAGGCCCAUGGGGGCACGGGAGCUGAGAACUUGGCUCUGCAGAACAUUCAGGCUAGACUCCGUAUGGUGAUAUCGUAUCUGUUUGCUCAGCUUCUGCCUUGGGUUCGAGGAGGGCAGGGCGGCUUACUUGUUCUUGGGAGCGCAAAUGUCGACGAGAGUCUCCGUGGUUAUUUGACUAAAUACGACUGCUCUUCUGCUGACAUCAACCCAAUCGGUGGGAUCAGUAAGACCGACUUGAAGAAGUUCAUAGCUUACGCCGAGGAUGCCUUUGAUUUGCCUAUCCUAAGAAGCUUCCUCGAUGCGAUUCCAACGGCAGAGUUGGAGCCAAUAUCGGAAACAUACGUUCAAGCAGACGAAGUGGAUAUGGGGAUGACGUAUGAUGAGCUUUCCGUAUUCGGCCGGCUUCGCAAAGUAGAGAAGUGCGGCCCCUACAGUAUGUUUACCAAACUGGUACACGAAUGGGGCGCGAUCCUAUCUCCAGUUGAGAUUGCGGGCAAAGUGAAGCACUUCUUCUUUGAGCAUGCUCGGAACAGGCACAAAAUGACCACUUUGACCCCGGCGUAUCAUGCAGAAUCAUACAGUCCUGACGACAACAGGUUUGACCUUCGCCCAUUCCUUUACCCAUCGAGGUUUCCUUGGCAAUUUAGGAAGAUAGACCAAGUUGCUGCGGCAUUGCCUGAUAGAUCAAAUCUUGGUCCAGAGAAAGCCAAGACGGACUGAUGUACCGCUGAAACGUCGGGGGCUUAUACCAGAAUAAAUGACAUGCUAUAGAAGAUAGAAUGGGUAUGUAAGGAGUACUAUAAUGGUACUUAGUGGACGAAGGCAUGAAAAGGAUACCGGUCCCUCAGUAGAUCGCUACUUCCUGAUCAGCGUGAUCGUUUUCACCCUCCAGAAAUCCCGUCUCUUUCAUUGGCUUUGCGAAGGCGAAUUCACCAGUCGUGCACAUCUUUGUCGGCAGGCGCAAAGGCUGACCCGCCACUUCGCUAAACUUUCCCAGUAUUAUAACGGCGUUA
This is a messenger RNA of Pisolithus orientalis, 2441 nucleotides long. RefSeq lists its product as uncharacterized. NCBI's taxonomy places the organism in Eukaryota, Fungi, Basidiomycota, Agaricomycetes, Boletales, Pisolithaceae. Bases 1 to 2148 code for a protein of 715 amino acids. Gene Ontology annotation, molecular function: NAD+ synthase (glutamine-hydrolyzing) activity; glutaminase activity; ATP binding. Gene Ontology annotation, cellular component: cytoplasm. Gene Ontology annotation, biological process: NAD+ biosynthetic process. The record is from RefSeq and is a predicted model, not a curated record. The transcript has 20 exons.